AUGUCUAAAGCACUGGUGAUUGUCUGCCCGAUUCGCAUUGAUCAAGUCCUAGAAGGCGGUUCCGGCCUGCUACAUCUGGCCAUACUGGCCCACAACAUUGAGACUGCCCAGUUUUUGAUGGCGGCAAAAAUCUCCCCGAAAAUUCGAGACAUUAAAGGCUUGACCGCAGACCAAGUGUGCUUCAACCCUUCUGUGAGGAAACAGAUGGCGCCACGAUACCUUUUGAACCGAGAUGUGUCCAGGGACAAGAUCAUGCUGAAGCCCAGCAUCCAGGAGAAGGAUGACAUAUUCAAACUGGCAGCUAGCCCUAAACAUUUUGUUGAUAUUCAGAAAAAACUGCAUACUUUGGACUUCAAUGUGAAUACGGAAUGUGACAACAGUGGAGAUUUUCUAUUGCAUAUUGCUGUUCGAGAAGGGCUCAACCAGCUUCCAUUACUGAUGGCACUAAUAAACAUCCAGAGGGCAGACGUGGAGUUGUGCAAUGCUGCUGGAAUGACUCCUCUCAUGAUAGCUGCCCAAGCUGGAAACUGUGUUCUUUGUGAUGUUCUGGUGUGUCUGUUUGGAGCAGAUCCGAACAAACGCAGUCCACAGUCAGGCAGGAGUGCACUCCACUAUGCAGCAGAAAGCAACCACAGAAAAACUGUAGAAUGCUUAAUUCGAAGAGGGGCCGACAUUAAUAUGGAGGAUCAUGAAGGCCUGCGAGCGGAUGAUGUCCCAACAUGCAGUGCUGUCACAGAUGACUGUCGGGAGGUGAUUGUGUUCAACAGAAGUAAACGUCUGGAAAUGCUGAGUGAUUUGGUGAAAAAGGGAGAGGUGGUCUCAAGCCAGCUCCUACCGUCAGACCUGUGUGUGGUAGAUGAAGAUGGAAACACCCUCAUCAUGCUUGCUGCAUCCUACAACAGGUUUCAAACCUUACACUGCCUCCUUGACAUUAGCAAAUCCACAAUGAAUGCACAGCACAGCAAAACUGGCAUGACUGCGUUAGCACUGGCAGCCAAGUUGGGGCAUGCAGAAGCUGUCACUGUUCUGCUGAGACAUAAAGCAGUGCCCACAAUUGCAGACAUGGCUGGUUACUUGCCACUUCACCACGCUGUGAUGAACAACCAUGAGAGUGUUGUUGAUGUUAUACUUGACUUCUAUCCAGACACAUUUGUGGGGCUGUACAAAGCCAUGCGAUUCUGCAAAAGAACCUCCCUGCACACUAAACUCAGGUCAGCUUGGGAAAGACGGCAAGAGGAGAUUGUUACACCGAAACUUUUAGGUUGUGCUCUGAAUGGAAAUGCUGAGGACUUGUUUCUCUUGUUGGAUGAAGGAGACAAUAUUAAUCCUAAGAGUGGUACAGGAAACUGGCCGUUGUAUCUUGCAGUUGAGAAUGGUCACCUGGAGGUGUUAAAGCUGCUGUGUGAGAAAGGUGGUGAUAUAAAGAAGAGACAUCCUACCACUGGAGCCACUUCGUUACACGUAGCUGCAAAAAUGGGCCACCAAAGUAUUGUUUCCUUUCUGCUACAGCACUGUAGCAAUUCUGUGAAGAGUCUUGCAGUCUCCAGCCAGCAGGCGAACAGUCCAGCAGGGGGUUCAGUCUUACAGCAGAAUUCUGGACACCCGAAGAAAUUGCUGGACAUUAAUGCUGUUGACAAGGAUAAUAAAACUGCUUUACUGCUUGCAGCAGAGAAAG
This is a messenger RNA of Candidula unifasciata, 1675 nucleotides long. NCBI's taxonomy places the organism in Eukaryota, Metazoa, Mollusca, Gastropoda, Stylommatophora, Geomitridae. The record is from the annotation of a GenBank genome assembly.